AAUUAUAAAGGAGCGAGAAGAGAGAGAGAAGAUAGAAAAUGGGAAACUGGAAAUAUAUUACGAUGAUCCAUCACUCGUCGCAAUGUUCAUCGGUCAUCACUUGAUUUUCAGAACGCUCGAGUUCGAUUUGCAAAGGUGAAAGCAGGAUAUCCCUGAGGAUAUCGUGUAUUUAUCUGUCCAGGAAGCGAAACUUUCAGCCACACAAAUGCAGCCGCACGUGCGGCUUCGCAUAGGGGCGGCGCAGCGCCGCAUGAGAAAGAGAGGGUGGCGGAGGGUGGAGAGACAUCUCCGGGAGAAGGGAGCAUCCCCCUACCUUGGUCCUUCGCCCUAGCCAGCACGAGGUGAGAGAAUGGAGGACAGCCAGGUGAUUCAGACGCGCGUGCCACCCUGCAGAGACCGACGUUCUCCAGUUCGCGAAUACCACAUUGCGACGUUCGGUCGACCUGUCUUGAGACACCGCGAGCUUCAUCCUAGUAGUGCUUCUACAAGGAUAAUUUUUCUAGUGUCCUGAGUCGGAAAGUUGUGCUCCUGUGAUAAAUAUUAAUUCUGCAACAAUGUCGCAUCGAGAAUGAGAUUCUGAGAGCGAGUCGAAAUAAUUAAUGAAGCACACCCGAAGUGAAAGGAUUCGGGAAUGAAUGGGCUGAAUUUAAAGAGUCCUAGACAAUCGGAUACGUGGAUUUCUCAAACUGCGAGACGUUGAAUCGUGAAAAUAUGAAGAAUUUGUAAUUCUGACUUUUACAACAUUUGACACUCGCUUCAAAUUCUUUGAAUCCUUAGGAACAUUGGACAUCUGUGGAACUCCUCGGAUCCGCAAACCUUGAAGCUGAAGCUGUAAACACUUGAAUGCGGAGGAAGAAAUUCUAUGUCGAAGAACUUCCGGCUUUACUCAUUCUCCUUCGUUUCGCAAGAAAUAUUCUACAGGCAACUAUCGACAACUUCAUCUUCACUCGGAAGAAUUAUUCUACGUUCUCCGAGAUUCAUGGACCAUCUGAUCUAAAAAUUAUCACUGCCAUCCCGUUAAAUGUCUACGAAGAAGACGAGAAGACCGUCCUCGCCGCGACGCUUCUUCGCGCGGCUCUAUGGUCACUUAGAAGCAACCAAGAAGACGGAAGAGGACGAGGAUGAGGAUCGCGUGAGGGAGAGUCUGGACUCGUCGCCGGAAAUCACGGAAGAAGCCCCGCACGUGCUUCCUGGCGUGCCUGGCACGCGCGAAACAUUACACGCAUCGCACUCCAAGAACCUCGAGGAGACAUCGGGGGAUGUUGCGAGGGGUAAAGUAUCCGAGGAGAAGGGAGUGGAGAAGGAUUCGAUGCUCGCGGGUAUAAGGCUGCCCUUCCUGCACGGAUUUUUCCCGAGGCCACCCGGUCAUCCUUUGCACCUGACGCAGCUCGCACAUCCGCCUGCGCUGCCGCCGCAUCUUCACGGCCUGCCAGGCCAUCACCCUAUGACCGAACACCACUUUCAAGGAUUCUCAGCUUUCCUGGCGCGCAGAAGAAGAAAAGAGGGCCGGCCGCGAAGGCAGAGGACGACUUUCAGCGGCGAGCAAACUCUGAGGUUGGAGGUCGAAUACCGACGUGGAGAGUACAUCUCGAGAGGCCGCAGGUUCGAGCUCGCGGCAUCUCUCAGGCUCACCGAGACGCAGAUCAAGAUCUGGUUCCAGAACAGGCGCGCCAAGGACAAGAGGAUCGAGAAGGCACAGCUGGAUCAGCAGUACCGAAACUUUGCCGUUUCGAAUGGCUUGGUGAACCUGCCAACGCUUUACAACGCGGCGGGAUUCUGCGGUCUCUGCUUGUACAAGGAUACCUACGGUUUGGCAACUAAUCACUCCUGCGUUUCCGGUAACCCCAUCGUCGUCGACUCGUCUUUGAAGGAUCAGCCACACUACAGCAGCAGCGGAAGCGAAACGUCAGACAAUCCGCCGAAUAUUGUGUCCACAAUGUAAUUAGAUUUAACGUAAUUGCUAUGUGCGCUAUUUAUUAUUUAACAUGUCAAAGUUAAAUUGAACGUAUAACUACGCAAAAAAGAACCAACUGAAACAAUUGGUUUUUCAUACAGACUUCAGUAGGAAGUAUUGCAAAAAUUUUCUCUCUGUGGUACAAAUGUAGCAGCUGCAAAAAUCAGCUUCCCGCAUGAAUAUCUUUAAAAAGAAAAUUUUGUAUAAAAUUAAAGGAUUUAAAAAUAAGGAAUUCUUGGGAUUGAGAAUAGAGAAGAAAUUGGCACGGAUUUACAGACAGGAUUUUUGAAUUCGAUAUUGCCAAUCAUAAAUAAAAUUAGCUUAUACCUUUAAAAGCUCCUUCUUGUGCUUCUGAUUUUUCAACAUACUGAGCGCACAGGAUCGAUCCAUCGGUAAACAAUUAAAAUAAUAAAUACCACAAAUGCGACUAAACAAGUCAGACUACGAUUAAUUGUAGUAAUAUCGUAAUUGCGGAGUAGCAUGUAUUUCGGGAAUUUGGAGGAAAUGAAACAAUUCUGUAGUCUAGAAAAGAAAAUUUAUUAAACGUGUAAAAAUAGUUACAAUCUAUAAAUAUCGGACAAUACAUCCAAGAUCUUGAUCUCUAGGAUCUCUACAAUCUUGGUCUGUUCACAAGUCUUUCAGCUCUUAGUACAUUAAAUCUGCAAAUGUAAGAACUUCCAGACUCUGAAAAAAUUAGAUUCCAGAAUUUCACCUGAUCCAAAAAGCCACUGAGACUUUCAAGAUGCCUUCAAACCUGAGCUUUUGAUCCUUCUCUGCAUUUGCUAAUGAAAAUCUGAGAAUUUAAUAUUAAGAAUAUUUUUCCAUAUUUCAAUUUCCAUGAGAAAAAAUGUAUUAUUUUUUAUGCAAGGUAAAAUCUUGAAAACUCUGUUUUCUUAAUCUAAAAAUUCAGAUUCUUGAUUAUAUGAUUAUAAAAACCUUCAUUAUCGUAUUUUUGAUUCCAAAAUGUUUGGUCGUCUCAAUCUUCUCGGAACUUUCAAGUUAUAUCUUUUAAGUUUUAUCUUCAAUCGUCGAAUCCCUGAAUUUUAUAAUUUUAUGACCUGUCGAUUCUCAAAAAUAUGUUAUUAAAAAUUUCUCGAUCUUUAGGAGUGUAAGAUAUUUUUGACGGUCUUAUUUAUUAAAAAUUUUUUUUUGAGAAUUUUUUUCAAAUGACAAAAUAAUUCUCAUCAUACUUUCCAAGUACUUGGUAGAGCUUAUUGUCAGCCAAGGAAAUGGAUUGUUACUUACCUCGGCUAGAGGGCUACCUUGGAAAGUCGGUGGUAGAAGCACGUCGCUCUCUUCGAGUACCGGCCCAAAUGGCAAACCAGAAAUUAAUGAAAACGAAAGAGCAAUUAAUACAAUGAAAAUAACAGAAAAUCUCAGUAACAAACAUCCUGCCUGCUCUGAGCAAGAGAACUCAAAUCAACCAAGUGAGAAUAAUCCGCCUAUUAUUAUAUAUCAUUGGCCUUCUCACGUAUCACCUAGUUCUUUCCAAUUUUUAUUCAUUAAAUUUAUUUAAAUCUUUUAACUCUUCUAACUCAACUUUUACACGAUUUUCAUCGUUAGUCUUUUUAAUUUCUCUUAUUGGCAUGUUAUGAAAUCUUCAGAUUUCUAGAGUCUCAAGUUCUUAUGUAGAAUAUCACCUUCGUAUUAUAAUCGACUUUUCGGAAAAUUUAAGUGACAAAGCUCUUUAAACCUAGGAUACCUGCCAGUAAACAGCUUCUGUUGCUACCCAAUAUUUUCUUUUAAGUAUCAACACUCUUCUUCCCAAGCUGUGAUAUACUUCGCCUGAUUGAAUUUUGUGUCAAAGAUAUCCUUACAUCUACAAGAAUGUUCGAUGUCGAAGAUCCUCGAAGCCAUCAUAUAUAUUUGAGACAAUUUCUAGAUUCUCAAAUAUGAUUGAACACAAAAGAAAAGCACUUGUCUCUUGGAGAUAAUACUUUUACACAGAGGCUCUUGCGUGCACAUGUGCACUAGUGAAGAUGUAAAAAAGAACAAAAAAGAACAAAAAUGUAUAUUAAGACAGCAACGAUGCAACAGCGGUACAAACGAAAGUGUGCCUCCUGUUCUGUCUAAAGCUCUUCCCGCGAAAGACAAACUAAUCGAAUGGGAUCGGCAGGAAUCCA
Harpegnathos saltator (Jerdon's jumping ant) is the source of this 4077-nucleotide messenger RNA. RefSeq names its product homeobox protein rough. The record is from RefSeq and is a predicted model, not a curated record. Lineage: Eukaryota; Metazoa; Arthropoda; Insecta; Hymenoptera; Formicidae. Gene Ontology annotation, biological process: regulation of DNA-templated transcription. Gene Ontology annotation, molecular function: DNA-binding transcription factor activity, RNA polymerase II-specific; DNA binding. The coding region runs from base 1022 to 1942 and encodes 306 amino acids. The transcript is spliced from 5 exons.